AUGUCCUAUCCCACCAACCAGCCUGCCCCAGGCGGCAACGGUGCCAACCCCAACCCCAACCCCAACCCCAACGCCCCCCAACCUGUCCCUGUCUCGCCUCGUAUCAUCCAGCUGACGCAGCCCAUGUCAAGCCCCAAGAAGCCUAGACCCACGCAGCCAAGAUCGUCGCAGCCCAGCAAUCUGCGCGUAUCGCUGACUGCCGUCGACGACGCCAGACUUCCCGUCCCCAGCCCAAUGACACUUGACAAGGAGAUCAACGUCUUCGAGCGAGCCUUCGAGCAAGCCUACGCCAACAGGCCCAGCGCGCAUAUUGGAGCAUUCGGUGUCGCGUCCAGAUCCAACCCACCCAAUGCGCCCGUCACGCGCGAAGAGAUCGCCGAGAAGCCCGCUGAGGAAGUCCCUGAACGAUUCUCUAGGGAAGUCCCUGGCGAGAAAUCGGAGAAUGGGGAGGGUGGUUCCGCGGACAACAUUACGUCGCACCCACGCUCUUCGGAGGCAGACCCUAGAACGGCAGAGAUGUUGAACGCUACGGUUGGAACUCCGCCUGUCGAAGAGACGAGACGUGCAAGCGAUGAGGAUUACCUUUAUGGUGCUGGUCCCGCCUACUCGUCGGGCGCGAGUCCUGACGAUGACGAGGAGGAUGUCUAA
Pseudomassariella vexata is the source of this 648-nucleotide messenger RNA. RefSeq lists its product as uncharacterized. The transcript has a single exon. The record is from RefSeq and is a predicted model, not a curated record. NCBI's taxonomy places the organism in Eukaryota, Fungi, Ascomycota, Sordariomycetes, Amphisphaeriales, Pseudomassariaceae. Bases 1 to 648 code for a protein of 215 amino acids.